Molecule: messenger RNA, 1641 nt
Organism: Mytilus trossulus (common blue mussel)
Lineage: Eukaryota; Metazoa; Mollusca; Bivalvia; Mytilida; Mytilidae
Product: protein SON-like
Exons: 3
Coding region: 267-1142 (291 amino acids)
Source: RefSeq, a predicted model, not a curated record
UGUUAAUUUUAUCUAGUAGUUUGUUCCAUAUUUAUUAUUUGUUCUACAAAAGUGAAAAUUGUAUUACAAAUACCUGAUUUGAAAAUCAAUCAAGUUAUAAUUAGUAUAUUAAAGACAAGUGUUAACUUUUUUUUAUAAACUUUAAAUUAUAUUCAUGAACUCUUCUCAAAAUAGUUUGUUAUUGAGAAGGACUGUCACACACUUUCAUAUCCGAGUACGUAAAGGAAACUGCGUAUGCUUAACAAAGCGCCAGUGAACCGUCUUUGAUGUCUGGACAAGCCAAGAGAAACAGCAGAAGCAACAGCAAUGAUUCCUUACUUGAACAUAGUUUGUCACUGGAUUCGAGUGUAAUUAUCACAGGAUAUGAAAAGCCCUGGCUUGAUAGAUCUGCUAUUUGUUUGGACGCAGGGUCGGAUACAGAUCAUGCGAACAUAGAGAACAACGAAACAGCUCUUGAAUGCAACUUAAACAUACGAGGAAAUCAAGAACAAGAUAAUGGGAAAAGGCGGUCAUCAUUGAUGUCUAUAAAGAACGAUUCUGGUAUUGAAAAUAGUAUGACAAUAGAUAAAAGUAUAAUCAUUACCCACUACGAGAAACCUUGGGCUGACAGAUCUGCCAUUGACCUUGAACCUGGUUCUUUUUCUGAACAAUGUGUUGAUAAAACAACUGAGUCAAACACUACUGAAAAGGAAAAUUUAGAACUCCACCCUGAUAGGUCUUCUCAAGGUCAUUCAGACGUACAGCAAAGAGCACGUGAUCAUGAGAGAAGAAAAACCCGUAAACACAAAAUUCAAGACAAUGAAAAUGACAAAAAACAAAAAAGAAGCAAUAGAAAAAGUAAAGAACGAUCAAGAAGUAACACACCCGUUCAUCGCACAAGACGAAAACCACGCAGAUAUCGAUCAAGAAGCAGUGAAACAAAACAUCGAUCCAGAAGCAGGACACCAAUGUAUCGCACAAGACGUCAAACUAGUAGAUAUCGAUCAAGAAGCAAUGAAACAAAACAUCGAUCCAGAAGCAAGACACCAAUGUAUCGUACAAGGCGCAAAACUAGAAGUUACCAAUCAAGAAGCAAUGAAACAAUACAAAGAGUAAGAAGUAAGACACCAAUCCGACGUUCUAAACGCAAAAAGCGCAGAUGACGUUUCGAAAGCCAAACAUCAGGUCAGCGAUCAUUGACAUUGGACGCAAGACAUCCACACGAAGGAAAUAAACUGAUAAAAGCGUAGUUUAACAAUCAAAGUUAUGGUGGAGUUAUCAGUAGUACGACAUUAUUGAAGUGUUGUUAGUAUGUCGUAUUGCAGCACAUGAACUAUUUUAAGAUGUUGUUUUUUCUGGGAAUAAAUGCAAUAACCUAGCAUAAUGAUUUAUAUUCUAAUAGGAAAACUCAGUGCACCGUAUACACUAAAGCCCUUAUCAAAAACACAUCACAGGGAUUUAGUAUUUUAACGUCAUUAAUAGUCAAAGAAGACAUGACUAGUGCAAUGUCAAAAAUAAAUGUAUCGACAGGUAGUAGUAUAGUGAAGAGCGACAUCUAUAGAAAUAAAAGUUAACGUGUCUGUGUCUCUAUACAUCUCGCCUCAAAAGAUAAUGAAAUUUAGUUAUGUUUUAAUUUGCUAAUGACAAAAUCAAUAUUAGUGC